UCAGCCUCUUUCAUCCACGUACCUCUAAGAUGGCGACUCCAAAUCAGGCCCCGAAAUGUCCCGUCUGUACCAAGCCUCUAUCCACUCGCCAAAAUGAAUGUCCAUUCUGUCAAAAGUCCUUCCGCAGAGCUGAUGUCGCUCGUCGGCAUGCACGCUCUUGCAACGCCCGACUAGGUCGACCUCUUCCACCACAAGCCAAACCAGGCCGAAAGCUUCGAGCUUGCGAUAGCUGCUCACGAUUAAAGACAUCUUGUAACUCGGAACUUCCUUGUCAACGGUGCUCGGCUCGUGGCAUUGACUGCGUAUACAGCUCACUAUGUCAUGAUCCUACGCAUCGAGCAACCUCCAAACCGGGGGAAGUGUCCGAUGAUGACAAUCCCAGCUUUUCUUUUCUGUUACAGGCCAGCAAUCCGACACAGAUUUCCAUGGAUGCUAUAGUCGCUCGAGAGCCUGAAAGAACAUCAGAGAUGCCUGCUUGGAAGCAACGUGAGACUGUCGGUUGGAGCCCAGGAACGGUCGAUCCAGGUUUUCUUCUCUUUGAUCUACCGGACAUGCUUCUAGAUGAACCCCGGGACUAUGGAGAUACCGAAUAUAACCCGUUGCAAUUCUCUGGCAUAUUUGGUCAUUCUACCGAGCCGGCCGAUGCUCUCUCGAUGCAGAUAGUCGCUCUGUCAAACAUCAUUCAAGAAUUAACUACCAACAAGCCUCAUCUCAAACACGGACUUGACCAGAGUUGUCAACGAGGGUUCUUUACCACGUCUCAUUUUCAACACGUCUUGGUCUUCGUCUUUCGCCGGAGACACUACCAUCAAGACACGAUACAUUGGCCAACAUUUGAUCCAGAAAGAGUUUCACUCCACUUGCUCCUAGCUGUGGUGUUGACUGGAACUGUUUAUCUCCGGUGUCUUAAUCAGUCUUCUCCCUCAUACAUCAAUACAUCGCUGCUGGAAUUGGCAGAAAAGUAUGUGUACAAGGAGCUCAAAGAUUUAUCAAGUCAAGGUGUCAGCCCAGUUACUUCACGACACAUGCUUGAAAUAUGUCAGGCUGCAGUACUGAUGAACACUCUUGAGGGCAGUGCAAACCACAUCGAAUCUCGCCGAAGAAUAGCGAGCAAAAGAAUACCAACACUGGUCGGGGUGUUGAGAAAAGCAAAGAUGAUGAGUCUCAAACACGAGCCCGGCAAAAGCUGGGAGGAUUUCGUUCACCGAGAAACGUGUAUAAGGGUCGCUACAUGGACUUUUAUGAAUGAUUCACUAUUGGGGCUCUUCUGUAACCACCCACCUAUUAUAACAUCGAAGGAGAUGACUGGAGACCUGCCAUGUCCGACUGGUAUAUGGGAGGCAGAUUCAAGCGUGGCAUUUCAAGAAAGGUCACAGCAUGGAUUAGCAAGGUCUUAUCCUUCAAGCUGCAGUGAAGCAAUAGCAGGAUUGCUUGCUGAAGACUGGACGCCUGCUACUAGAGAUUCUUUUGGAAAACUAGACCAUUCUGAUCUUUUUUAUCUCUCUUCAGGCCUUGGGCGUCACGUAUUUCAUUAUCGUACAUCAGCAGUAUCAUCACGCGAGCACUCCAAAGUGUUGCUACGUGCAUUGGAUAGAUGGGACUCUCUUUGGACGGGUGCUUACAAACGUAUUCCAAAGGAUGAAAGGAAGUGGCUCGGGAUAAAGAAGCAUACUGCCGAAGUCAUGGCUUUGUCCAGGCGGACCAUUGAGAUCAUUCAAUCUGGUGAAGUCAAGGAUUCGGCUUAUCUUCAGGACAUUGGAACUUAUGACACGACUGUCUUUUAUGAAUUCGUUCAGAAGUUUGGACAGACAAGCCUUGAUACAAUGAAGAAAGGCUGACUUGACGGCUGCCUCCCAAUAUUACACUUACACUUACAUCAAUUCUGCUCGGGAACACCGAAUUAUCAUCAACUCGUCCCCCCCAGGAACCAGGCGAUGAUCCAACCAUUCAUCGCCACAGAGCGACAACUCGUGAUGUUUAUAUCCGCCCAGCCCCCGCCAUCGGAGAUGCACUGAAAACUCUAGUGCGCCAAGUCCUGGGCGCAAGCACGGAUGCCUGAUCUUGGCUGAAUGCUAAAAUUCAGGCCGCCAAUUUUUUAUCAUGCUUCUAGAAUGCUGCAAGCAAUAACAAUUGCACAUUGCACAUUGCACAGCCUCAGACUGUCACUCGAGCAUCAUGUGGGGGCGCUGUGGCUAUGGCGGAGAUCCAAUGCAUCAGAUAACGCACUAGAGAGGAAGGUCUCGUUGGAAAUAUGGAACGUUUGUUAAGGCAGCCAAGAUUGUGAGUUCAAGGCAUACAGAACGGGGACUUCCAAAUCGUGCAAGACCACGUGGUGGUCAAUACGCAUCUGAAGUUUAUUCUCUUGCGGGAUUCCGUCUCAGUCUCUGCCAAUUGUCCAGCAUCUAUACGAGUAAAUCGGACCUAGAUGAAUUUACGGCUCAGCUUCAGCCACAUCUCUAAUAAAAGAUGUCUUCAGGAAUGAAACAUCUUCUAAGCUUUUAUUUAAACGAAAGCUUUGACAGUCA
Fusarium verticillioides 7600 is the source of this 2525-nucleotide messenger RNA. RefSeq lists its product as hypothetical. Bases 30 to 1838 code for a protein of 602 amino acids. Gene Ontology annotation, biological process: regulation of transcription by RNA polymerase II; DNA-templated transcription. Gene Ontology annotation, cellular component: chromatin. The transcript has 2 exons. Gene Ontology annotation, molecular function: zinc ion binding; RNA polymerase II cis-regulatory region sequence-specific DNA binding; DNA-binding transcription factor activity, RNA polymerase II-specific. Lineage: Eukaryota; Fungi; Ascomycota; Sordariomycetes; Hypocreales; Nectriaceae. The record is from RefSeq and is a predicted model, not a curated record.